Molecule: messenger RNA, 465 nt
Organism: Didymodactylos carnosus
Lineage: Eukaryota; Metazoa; Rotifera; Eurotatoria; Philodinida; Philodinidae
Source: the annotation of a GenBank genome assembly
AUGUCGUUCGCGGUAAUGUCGUGUCACGGAGUUCAAGUAUUACAAAGUAUGAUCCAUUGUGCGGAUUUAUCCAAUCCAACAAAGCCACUGGAGAUUUGUAUGAAAUGGACUGAUCGAUCGAUGGAAGAGUUUUGGAGACAAGGAGAUAAAGAACGUGAUUUUGAAUUGGAGAUUUCACCUAUGUGUGAUAGACGUCUAGCAAGUGUUGAGAAACAUCAAAUCGCUUUCAUAGAAUUUAUUGUACAUCCAUUGUGGGAAACAUGGGCUGAUUUACUUUAUCCUGAUGUAAAUAACAUUUUGGAAACAUUAGAACAAAAUCGUGACUGGUAUCAAGCGCGUCUUUCGGCUCCUGCAUCAGUAUCUGCAGGUACAAAUAUAACAAAUUCGUCUUCGCCAUCUUCAAGCCCUACACCAAUGACAAAAACAGUAUCAUCGUCAAACGAAGAGGAUUCUUUGAUGAAAUGA